Lineus longissimus is the source of this 3098-nucleotide messenger RNA. RefSeq names its product rac GTPase-activating protein 1-like. Gene Ontology annotation, cellular component: spindle midzone; centralspindlin complex; nucleus. NCBI's taxonomy places the organism in Eukaryota, Metazoa, Nemertea, Pilidiophora, Heteronemertea, Lineidae. Gene Ontology annotation, molecular function: GTPase activator activity. The transcript has 17 exons. Gene Ontology annotation, biological process: Rho protein signal transduction; mitotic cytokinesis; mitotic spindle midzone assembly. The coding region runs from base 89 to 2032 and encodes 647 amino acids. The record is from RefSeq and is a predicted model, not a curated record.
AAAUUUUAAAUAGCCGAAAUGUCCUAUUUUAUCGUUUAAUAUAAAUACGAAUAAAUAAAAGGCAUAGAUAUCACUUCAGUAACCAAAGAUGGGUUCAAAGGAUACCCUAUCGUUGGUGGCAGCAUUUGAUGAUUUAGUCAGGAAUGCCAAUGUUCUUACAGCUGGCGUGGAAACCGAGUUUAUGGCCUUUGUGAAGAAUCAAGAACAAUGUAGAAAGAAAUGGCUUGCGGCGGAGGAGGGUAGUAGUAGUACAAGUAACAAGAUCAGAAAACUGGAGAUGGAGAAUCAGGCUUUGGAUACGAAACUAAAGCAUGCAAGGAGCCAGAUUGAUCAUGAGAUGAAGAGACGGAUAAAGGCUGAACAGGAAAAGGAGUGUAUGGAACGACAGAUUGCCUUGAUCCGGGACCUACUUCAGAAAGAGAAACAACCAGGUCAUGGACAGAGUCUGAUUAACGAUCAAGAGAGGGAACGUGUCUUGUCCUAUUUUAACAACACCAGUACAUUCAAUCACAACUCGCCAUAUGGAUCAAAUAUGGAUCCUGUAUCGCCAAGAAGGCUCGACACAAUCAACGAGUCCAACACUUCAGUUGUAUUGGAUUCAGAUUAUGACAAGACGGAAGAAGAUCUCGAUGAAUCCUCGCUGCGUAGCGGGCGGCGCUGGAAACGACGUCGGGCGCCCACUGCUCCACCGCCCGAGGAGUCAGAUGACGAAAGCGACGGCUCCUCCAAGAGACGGAGAACUAAAAGUGCCAGUGGAGAAGCAAACACCUCGAUUACAGCAACAACGACCAUCAGAAUCCCCCCGCAUGGAGGAACGAUGACCGCAACAUCUGAAAUACAGACAGAUGCCAAGAGACAUCAAAGAAAGAAAUCCAAUGGUCACAAUGAUGACAACACUAACUCUAAUAGCAACAAUCCACGGGGCAUCCUCAAAGAUAAGACAAACCAAGAGACCAAGAAACAAACGACACCCGGCUCGCCUGUCCUCAUCCGUACAUACAGCUCAGCAGGCCGCCUCAAUAAGGGUCAUCUGUUUGUUACCAAGUCCAUCCUGAGGAUCGAAUCAUGUGGAGUGUGUAACAAGAGAAUAGGUUUUGGCAGCAAGGCUUUGAGGUGUCGCGAUUGUCGGACAACCGCUCACAUCGACUGCAAAGACAAGGUGCCACUUCCAUGUGUACCCAACACACCGGCGACACCUGGCACCAGCAAGAAGGAAAUGGGAGUCGUAGCAGAUUAUGCAUCAAACGAAGCUCCUAUGGUACCUGCUUUAGUGAUUCACUGUAUACGAGAGGUAGAACAGCGCGGCCUAGCUGAGCCAGGCCUCUAUCGAGUGCCAGGUUCGGACAAAGAAAUCAGGGAGCUUAAGGAGAAAUUUUUGCACAAGAAAGGCGUUCCUAAAUUGUCUGCCAUCGAUGACAUCCAUGUGAUCUGCGGCUGCAUGAAGUCGUUCCUGCGAGGUCUGAGGGAGCCCCUCGUCACCUUCGAUCUCUGGAAAGACUUCGUCCACGCAACGGAAUUGAAUGACAAAGAUGAAGCGCUGUGUCACGUUUACCAAGCCGUCAGUGAACUCCCACAGCCUAACAGAGACACCAUGGCUUAUCUAAUACUUCAUUUACAGCGCGUUGCAGAUUGCCCCGAGUGCAAAAUGCCAAUCAGCAACUUGGCCAAGGUGUUUGGACCAACUAUCGUGGGUUAUUCUACCCCUGAACCUGAACCGAUGCAGAUGAUCAACGAAACCAAGAAACAAGCCAUGGUUGUGGAUUUACUCAUGACCAUCACUUCUGAUUAUUGGGCCAAUUUUAUCAACGUGGAAGAUGACGGUAUCAACCUACGAUCUCUCAAUUUUGUCCGCACUGAUGUCCACACCCCAGAACUAAGAGUUCCAUCUAGUAUGCUCGGUCCAGUCAAUGGAAGCAUGACCAAGAAAGCUCAAGAAGUCUUUGGUGUAACUCCCAGAAAUGGGAAAGACAGAAAGACAUCGAGAACAAGAACCGGACCGAGACACUUCUUCUCAUCGCCAACAUUGAAUUGAACAACAACACUAAGGCCAAAAUGAUGAGGACUUCUUAUAAUAUGAAGCUAUUAACUUUUCAAGAUCUCUCUGAUAUUGUCAAACCAAUCUUUGGGAUUUUUUGGAAAAUAGUCGUUCUUUUGGGAUUGAGAAUACUCAUUGUAUAAUGCCACGUUCGUUUACCAAACUAAAAUGUACUUUUGAAACAUAUCAGAUUUUGCCAGUACUGAGAGUCUUACCUCAGUUCCAACUUCCGUCAAGUAUUUCAGCUGAAUGAUCACACCCACUCAUCACUCAAGUGAACUGUUCCAUGGAGAGCUGGUGAUCACUCUCUAUCAACAACAAGUUUUACUGUAUACUCAAUGUGAAGAGAGUAAUUGCUCUCUAAAAUACCUUCAAGCAUGAACAAUUUCCUCAUCUGAUUUUAAACAGUAUUUCGUUACCUUUUGUAAAUACAUCUGUAUAUAGCCAUCAUUUUAGCACUACAUGUAUGUCAUAUUCAAUGCAAUGUGUGUCCAGUAUUUAUGUAUCUUUGUCUUCUUUUACUUUGAUAAGUUUAGCUUGGCCUUUGCUUUGGUAGAUGUAUUGGGCUUUGAGAAACUGUGUCGCGGCGAGGAAGCCAGUGGAGGCCUGUCUGUUCAAAAAGGCCUAUUUUGCCUGCAAUUGGCUGAUGUGUUACAGGCAUACCUUUUGACAAGCCUAAAGGUGGGAAAUUGCUGCCAUAUUGGAACAUAUACAUGUAACUCACCCAGGUAGCUUACUGAUGCAUAAUUAUAGUACAAUACCUUACUUCGUAAGGCUGAUUCACUAUGAGAACCUUCACAAGUGAAAGUCGGGCUAACUACAUGUAUAUUCAGCCUCAUUUCACAGGGGACUCGAGUGUAAUGACGUCAACACAGAAUAUUUGAGAGAGUAUAUUGAGAAUGUCAAAUUUUGUUUGAAAGAUUGAGAGAUGAAAUGAUGAGUUUUUAUUUUAUUCAGUAUGUUCAUGUAGUCUGCGGUGCAAUUCAUACCCGUGUGAAGUGUGUUAUAAAAUCUUCAAUGUAAUGUAGCUCAUAGGUGUAGAAAUAAAGUUCUUGUAAAUAGA